Molecule: messenger RNA, 1566 nt
Organism: Aedes aegypti (yellow fever mosquito)
Lineage: Eukaryota; Metazoa; Arthropoda; Insecta; Diptera; Culicidae
Gene: p47
Product: NSFL1 cofactor p47
Exons: 6
Coding region: 166-1338 (390 amino acids)
Biological process (GO): nuclear membrane reassembly; proteasome-mediated ubiquitin-dependent protein catabolic process; autophagosome assembly
Cellular component (GO): nucleus; cytosol
Molecular function (GO): ubiquitin binding
Source: RefSeq, a predicted model, not a curated record
UUUCCUUUGUGCUUGUCAUUCUGGUGUCUCAUCGAGAGGAAGCGGCAGCAUCAUCGCGAAAAAUUAUUGCAAUCUGUAAAAUUGUAGUGAUAAAUUCGGGUUGAAUUCCGUAGUUAAUUGCUCGAACUCAUCCUUUAAUCAAACGUUCUCACUUCGCUAAGAAAAAUGGCCGAUAGGGAGGAAUUGAUCAAACAGUUUUCCGACGUCACUGGAGUGGCCGAAGAUCGGGCGAAAUUCUACUUGGAAGCAGCCAACGGAGAACUGCAAGUAGCACUGUCCAGUUUCUACGAAGGCGAUAAUGAGGGCGAAAGGUCAGCGGCCGUGGCGGUAGAUGAAGACGAUGACGAUUCAGACGACGAUAAUGUUCCGAUGGAUUCGGUUCAUCUCUCACGAUCGGACGCCAAACCGAAAGCUAAAAAGACCCAGCAAUCGUCCAAGUUUGCAACUCUCGCCUCUCUGAACGAUUCUUCGUCUGAAGACGAAGAGGAGCAGGGUCAAGCAUUCUACGCCGGUGGAUCAGAGCGUUCUGGCCAGCAAGUGCUAGGACCUCCGAAAAAGAAUCCAAUCAAAGAUUAUGUUUCGGAAAUAUUCCGGUCGGCUCAGCAGGGUAAUUUGGAGACGUUCGAAGGCGAGGCAAGUCCAAGCUCUAGUUCCUCGUUAUACGUCGGAACCGGUUACAGAUUGGGGCAAACUGAUAACGAUCAUCAGGCCAUCCCGGAUAGGCAGCGGUCGUCUGGUCGAGAUACCGACCACAAUCAUGAGGUCGUAACGCUAACCCUUUGGCGCCAAGGUUUUUCGAUCAACGAUGGGGAACUGCGUCGUUACGAGGAUCCAGCAAAUAAGGAAUUCUUCGAGUCGAUAAUGCGCGGUGAAAUUCCGGCUGAACUUCGUUCAAAGGGUCCCACUAUGAUUCAUCUAAAUCUUAAGGACAAUCGGCAUGAGGAUUACGUGAAACGAUCCGCUCCAUUCAGGGCAUUCGGGGGUAGUGGCCAAACCUUGGGCAGUCCUGCUCCCAAUGUGGUGGAAAGCGCAUCAGCUGCAGUUGGCAAUAGCGAGGAGAACGAGAAGAAAGCUACUUCCAGCUUGCAAGUGGACGAAAGCCAACCGACUACCAAUCUGCAGAUUCGGCUGGCUGAUGGAUCUCGUUUGUCGGCACGUUUCAACCAAAGCCAUACAAUCGAUAACGUGCGCCAGUAUAUAACAAACGCUCGUCCCCAAUACGCAUCGGCGAGUUUCGCUCUGAUGACAACAUUCCCCCCGAAGGAGCUUGCCGAUGGUUCCCAGAGCUUGAAGGAUGCGGGAUUGUUGAAUGCGGCGAUAAUGCAACGAAUGAAGUAGUAGGCCUCGGUUGGGCCGCAAUAAAGUCAUGUCGUGUGGUAAGAGCCUAUGAGGCCUCACAUCAUACCCUUCGCAUUCUCUCUGAAGUACACGAAAUAGUAAUAGUGUAGAAACCUGUUCAUCAAAAAUCACCAAGAAAAACUCCCGUCUGGAUGCUUUAUUCAUACACUGUUCAAAAUAACUUAUAAUUUCAAUGAAUUAGUACAUACUGUCUUACGUGAUGAAAAA